Messenger RNA from Rotaria sp. Silwood1, 1110 nucleotides. The record is from the annotation of a GenBank genome assembly. NCBI's taxonomy places the organism in Eukaryota, Metazoa, Rotifera, Eurotatoria, Philodinida, Philodinidae.
AUGGUUGGUGGUGUUAAAGGAAGCGUUAUGAAGUUAACCAGUGAUUUUAUGCCUUCGAUCGGUCCUCCUCCGCCAGGCACAAACUCAACUACUCCUUAUCAAAAUGUAUUCGUUAUUGCAUUAUGUGCUCCAAUUUUUGAAGAAGAAUUGAAAUCAAAUUCAUCUUCUUUGAAAUCGAUUCAAUCUCAUCCAAAGUUUAUCAAAAUGACUCAAACAAAUUCUGAAGGCAAAUAUCAAAUUCCCUCUACUGAAAGGAGGAAUGAUCUACCUAAUUUAAAACGUUUCUCAUUAAUGUGUUGUCGUAGUUUUCAAGGAUUUGACAAUGUAAUUGUACGUCUUCUUCAUCGAAUGAUAUAUCUCGAAGAAUUAACUUUAUAUCUUAAUAUCUUUGGUGGAUCUAAAUUCAUCGCUGGCACUCAUCUUGAUAAUGAAAUUCUUAUUCAUAUGCCACAACUUCAUACAUUCAUAUUUUAUAUCGCUUCUGAAAAUGUCAUUGAUUAUCCAACUAUUCGUGUAUCUAAUGAUGAUAUUCAACGAACGUUCACAAAUCUAGAACAUCGACAAGUGGCUUGUAUGGUAGAUUAUUUCGAGCCUUACGAAAUGAUACGUAGAGUUUUUUCACUUCCAUUUAAAUUUCAUCUUCUUGAACGCAUUGGAAAUAACAUUCCAAAUAUUGUAUUUAAUUCUGUUACUUAUUUGAAAUUAUGGGACAUAGAUCCAUUCAAAUAUGAAUUUUUCGUUCGACUUGCUCGAGCUUUUCCAUUUCUUAAAAAUUUAUCUAUUCGGAAUAUUAUACCACCAUUUUUGGAUAAAAAUUACCACCUUCGCGAUAAAGACUGGCUCUCAAUUAUUGAAUAUCCUCAUCUUAUUUCACUUGACAUGGAGCGUGCAAAUAGUUAUUAUCUCGAAAAUUUUCUCAAUGAAACAAAAACAUAUUCACCUCAUUUAACAGAAUUAAAAGUCACUUAUUACGCUUUGGAAAUUGUGACAAAUAAUUUUACAAGAAAUGAAACACGACGUAAUUGUGCUGGAGUGAGACAACUAAUUGCUGAAGGUCCAAUGGUUUAUUCGAAAGAUGUCUAUUGUUAUUUUCCUUUAUUGUCAGUUUAA